ACAAGGAUGAGCGGGGACGUUGCGAGUCCGUUGAACGCGUAGAAUGUAAACAAACGACUUAGACUACGCUGGGUUUUCCCCAAUACACUUUAAACAUUUUAAAUAUAAAUGUAUGUUAAUAUAUAUUUAAAAAAACCGAAUGGUCUUUUAACGGUGCACAGCCGCACUCCACUCUGCAGCUCGCCGACUCAUUUCUCUGAUUAAAAAUGAUACACCAGAUUCCCUGGAUCUACACACCUGUGCGGACUGUCCUGGCCUUCUGGCAGCAGCUCACCAAAACCCAGAUCCCAGAGCUGACCAGUUGCUCGGUGCUGAUGAGGGAGCGCAGCCGAGUGGAGGAGACCAUCUACGCCAUGCAGCGGGCAGGUGCGGGCAGCCUGCAGGUAAUCUCGGACUUUGACAUGACACUGAGCAGAUUUGCCCACAAUGGGAAGAGAGUGCCCACCACCCACAACAUCUUGGAUAGCCGGUUGUUGAUUGAUAAAGACUGCACUAGAAAGAUGAGGGAGCUGCUGAACAUCUACUAUCCCAUAGAGAUUGAUGCAGGCCGCAGUGCCGAAGAGAAGCUGCCUCUUAUGGUAGAAUGGUGGACAAAAGUUCAUGAGCUACUGAUUCAGCAGAGGAUUAGAAAGGACAUGCUCGCACGGGCUGUCAUGGAAUCAGACGCUAUGCUCAGGGAUGGCUACAAAGUGUUUUUCGAACAUCUGGCCGAGCACCAGGUUCCUCUGCUGAUCCUCUCGGCCGGUGUUGGAGACGUGCUGGAGGAGGUGAUCCGACAGAACAACGUUUUCUAUCCCAAUGUCCACAUCAUUUCCAACUACAUGGACUUUGACCAGACUGGCAUCCUGCAAGCCUUUAAAGGCCAACUCCUCCACACUUUUAACAAGAGAGAAGGCGCUCUGUCACACGCUGUCAACCUCCAGGAGCUGCAGGGUCGACCCAACGUGCUCCUGCUGGGAGACUCGUUGGGAGACCUAACCAUGGCCGACGGGGUGACUGAUCCCCAGAACGUCCUGACCAUUGGCUUCCUGAAUGACCAGGUAGAAGAAAGGAAGGAGUCGUACGUCAACUCCUACGACAUCGUGCUGGUGAAAGACGAGACUCUGGACGUCCCAAACAUCAUCCUUAGAUACAUUACCUCAUCAUCAAGAGUCAAGUAAAACACCCACACAUACAUGCAUGCCGGGACUUGUGCACUCCACUGACAGUGUUGAUUAUUAUCACUUACCUUAAACAAGAACUCCAGACUUGGGUUUUUUGUGAGUAGAAGUGGUUUAUUAAGUGAAUCAAAGAUGAGAAUCUACUAUAUUUUAUUCAUUUCACUCACAUUUUUCUUGAUUUGAUCAUUUCAAAGGCAAAGUCAAAAGGAUUUUAGUAUUUUUGAUUUUCAUAAAUACCUGCAGCUGUUAACCAUCUUAAAUUAUUUUAUUUCCUCUCCUCUUCUUAAGAUGGAAUAAAGACCUUUUUGUUUGAAUUUGUUAUUAUGAUAUUAAAAGUAAUUACACAGUUAAAUGGUGAAAAGUGUCUAAAGUACAUUAUCUACCAGCGUUUUUCUACUGCUGCGUCUGUACAACAGUGACCAAACAGGAACCAGGGAAGUUUGUCUUCUCUUCGUUUUUAUUCAUUUUUAGGUCAAACACUUUUUUUUUUAACUUUGCUGUUUAAA
Molecule: messenger RNA, 1666 nt
Organism: Solea senegalensis (Senegalese sole)
Lineage: Eukaryota; Metazoa; Chordata; Actinopteri; Pleuronectiformes; Soleidae
Product: 7-methylguanosine phosphate-specific 5'-nucleotidase-like
Exons: 10
Coding region: 207-1160 (317 amino acids)
Cellular component (GO): cytoplasm
Molecular function (GO): magnesium ion binding; 5'-nucleotidase activity
Source: RefSeq, a predicted model, not a curated record